ACGAUGGCUGUCAUUGAGUUUGUAAAAAUAAAAAGAAUCUUUUUUGUGUGAAUAAAAUGAAGAUAUUUUCGUGAAUCAUGUACAUGUUUUACAAUUUUCCAAUAGAUAUAAGUUAAAUAAUCAUUUAGUAAUAGUAAAAACACUACAACAAUGUUAAGUGAAAUAGCAAACUAAAGUUCCGACGAUGGCGUCUGAUGGGGAAAUUUCGUGUACGAAUGAUCCUAAUUUCGCUGUUAUUUACUCAUUCCUGAAAGUUUUCGGAAAACUGUACGGUUUGGAAGUGCCCACAUUAGCUAAACUACAAGAAUAUAUCGAGGAUACGCAAGAAGUUUUGGAGCCAUUGAAGGAAUUGCACUUGAGAUUAUUGCGUCGUGCGCUAAAAUCCGUGCAGAGUAACCGAUGGGAGAGGUGCCUCAUAAAGUUCUGUCACCAGCAAGGAUCUCACCAAGAGGCUUGGGAAAUAGAACGGUUCUCGUACAAGAAAGCUAGCACGCCAGUGAAACUGAAAGUCCUAAAGCUAUUAUUAGAGUAUCAAUUCACAUGUCAUCCAAAAUUCAAAUCUGCGGUAAACGCCAUUGCAUGCAAGGACCUGCGGCUAGAUCCGAUUGGACGGGACAAGAACGGUUGUGUUUAUUGGUAUCAAGUGGAUCAUGAUGCCAAUUUGUGUUUGUAUAAGGAAGAUCAGGACGAGGAGACUUGGCAGCUAGUGGCCAGAACAAGAGAAGAACUUGUGAAAGUUAUAACACAAUUGAAAAACGGAGAAGAAAUAAGUCCUCUCGUCUCAAAUACUGCCCAAGAUGAGUCUACUGGUGCAGAUACUUCACAACUUGAAGAACCACAGGAACAGCCACAAAAAUCAGAAGAAGUUACUGAACAGGAAAAAAAGACAGAUGCAGAGGAUGAUAAUGAUGAAGAGUUUCUAAGUCCUGAAUCUGAAUCUGAACAUGAAGAACAAACAGAUGAAAAGAAAGAGAAUGUGACUGAUAAGGAGGAAGUGAGUACAGAAAAAGUUGAAGUGAAUCCUGAAAAAGUUGAAACACCACCAGAAGACACUGUUGAGGAAAAAGAAAUGGAAAGUAAAGAAGAAGAGAGCACAGAAACAACUACUGAUACUGCAGAACCAGAGAAGAGCCCCACAAAACCUGUAAAUACUGAGGAAGCUGAGCCAGAAGUAAAAGAGAAAUUAGAAUCUGAACCUGAUGAGAAUAAAACAGAAAAAGAAGAAGUUAGUGAAGCAAUAGAAGAACCAGUUAUGGUCGUAACUGGUGAAGGAAACGGUGCAGACUGUGAAAGUUCCUACAUAAUUGGAGAAGAAAUAGAAGAAGAAAUUAUGUUUUUUUAUGGGGAAGGCAGCGGUUAUGACAAUGACACUGGCAACCCUGAAGCAAUCGAACAAGCGAAUAGUCCUAAAGAGCACUCCGAUGCCGAGAAUGGCAAUGAGGAGUGUUUGAAUGGUGAACAUACAAAUGACCUCACAAAUUCAAGUAGUAAAAACAAAUUAGGUAAAAAUGUUAAGUUAAAAAGUAGUGUACCCACAGUAACUAAAAGGGCGUUAAAAAAGCAGUCGAACGAUAGCACAGAAGUGUUAAAGUCAGACCCCAAGAAACAUUGUAUUAGGAAUUUAAAGAAAUCUGAUGGCUCUAAUUCAAAUUCAACCGAAAAUGAGAAGGGAAGCAGUAAUGACAAAAGUAUUGUGGAUGGGGACAGUCCUUUGAAAAAUAGGAUAAAAAAGGGUAGAGGUAAAGUUAAAAAGAAAGCUGAAGUAGCAAGGUUGGACUCCACAAGUGAUAGCAAGGAGGUGAUCAACGCUGUAUUAGAAACUGACAAUUGUCAUGAUAGUAAAUCAAGUAUUAUUGAGAAGCGGAAGAGCAGUGUUUCAUCGGUGGAGCAGGAAGACGCCGAAAAUGGUAAUACCGAAAAAGAAGGCAGCCCUGAGAAACAGCUGAAGGCAGAAGAGCCUUUACCGCCUAAGAAGUUAAGACUAGACGUCACGCCAGAGAGUGACAGCAAUGAGUCGCAUUCCAAGGAAGCCGUGGAAAAUGUAAAUAGCAGUGAAACCAAGAACAAAUCUGCCGACGAAAAAGACAAUACUAACGUUGAAGUAGACCCUAUAUCACAGAGGAAGAAGAUCAAAGCAAGCAAAGGGAAAUUCAAAAGAAAAAAAGUUGUAAAAAAUAGUUCUGACAAUGAUACUAGUGUUUUAGAUAAAAGUACUGAUAAAGAUGCUUCUAGUGUUAGGGAUAAAAAGAGUAAAUCGUUGAAACGAUCGCUACUGGAUGCGACGAUGAGUGAUAAAAAUAAAUCCGAAUCUCAUAGCGACAGUGAUGGUGAUGAACCUAUAUCUAGUGGGAAAAGAUUAAAAAUUAGACCCAAGAAAAUUAUUACGUCGAAUAGGAAAAAAAUUGAAGCUAAACUACUAGAAAAACAAUCUACUGAUGAAUCUGAGGAGGAAACAUUAUACAGCUUAGCGGGCAAGAAAUCAGCCAAGAAGCUGCUAAAGAAGAAACCCAAAGGCAAGGAAAAGGCUCGUCACGGCUCGCAGUCGGAAUCUGACGUGGCGCCCGUGAGACAGUCGCGCCGCAUCGCGCAGCUCAAGAUCAAGGAGGAGGCCGAGCGCAGGCACAUCGAGGAACUCGCGCUCCGGGAGCUCAAGAUGAUACACAAGAAGAAGACGACCAAAGACGAAGAGGAGUGGCAUGCCAGCGGCAGCAGCUCGUCUGGCUCGCCGCGGCCCAAGCCCAUGCCCAAAGCCGGCUGGCGCGCUUCAGACUCCACCGACGCCGACUCCGACUCCACCGGCCCGCUGUUCGAGAUACAGCACGAGGAGCCCGACCUUGACUUCAACAAGUCUGACCAUGAAUUUUCACCUGAAUCUGAUCUGGAGAGCGGCGAACCCAUCGAGCCUUUGAAAAGAGCCCGCACGCUACAAGAAGAAAAAGACGACGGCUUUUGCAAGCGCUGUGGCAGCGCAGAGCAACCGGAGUGGAUUCUUCUGUGCGACAAGUGUGACGCAGGCUACCACGCCAGUUGCCUCAAACCGAUGCUGUUUCUGGUCCCCACGGGCGACUGGUUCUGUCCACCCUGCAACCACGACAUGCUGAUAUCAUCCUUGGAGAACGAACUGAGCAAGUACGAUGAACUAGUGACACAAGUAGAGGCUGAGAGAGCGCGCCGCAAGGAAGAGGAAGCAUCAUCGCCCGCUGAUGACGAGCGGAAACCUUCCAAGGGAAAGGAGGACGACAAGUCGCACUCUGAGUCGAGCGGCAGCAGUUCUUGGUCAUCAUCGGACGAGGGCGGCGUGUACCGGCUGCGCGCGCGGCGCCAGCUGCCCGUCAGCUACCGCGCGCAGGAGUACGACCGCCUCAUCAGCUCCGCCAUCAAGGAAUACGUAGAGCCUACUACGAGCGCCGGCAACCAGGGCCGCGGGAAAGACAUCUCCACCAUCAUCGAGGCCGCCGAGGAGGAGAAGCUCAAGCAGGAGCGGGAAGCGCGCGAGCAGGGCAAGCCGGUCGAGAUACUGAAGCUCCGCAAGAAGAGCCGCCGCAAGCCGCGCAAGCUCAACUCGCUUGAAGUUCCCUCUGAAGACGACGAUGAGACUGACGAGGACUUCAAGGACACCGGUAUGGAGUCGUCGUCCGAAGACAUAUCGUCGUCAGCAGAGCGCGGCAGCUCCAGCGAUUCGCGCUCGUCUGACUCGCUGCCCAUCGCGCGCCGUACCGGGCGCACCGACCACAAAGAUCGGCCAAAAAUGAGAGAGUCAUCCCCCGAAGUUAAGAAGAAGAAGAAAGGCGUCCUCAACGAUACCUCCAGCGAAUCCGGCGGAACCAAAGAGUGGAGCAAUAAAAAACCCAAAAAAUCUCGACCGCCGAAAUCACGCCACGAAAAAUCCAAAAAGUCCCGCAAACGCAGCGGACUCACGCAGUACGAUGCGGACGGAAACGUCAUCAGGGCGAGAGUUACUUACGGCGGGCUCAGCGACGAAGGCGCCAACGACUGGUCGCCCAAGCACCGCACGCGACAGAAGAAGAUCAACUAUACUGAGAUGCCCAACACAGAAUCCGAAGAUGAAAUGCACAAGUCGAGCGGCAAACACAUGCCGGACAGCUCGGACGAGUUCAAGCUGGACGACUCGGAGCUGUCGUCCGACUCGGACGCCGAGCGGGCCAAGCGACGCCGCGCGCUCGAGCUGGAAGGCGGGUCCGAAGAGGCAGUGUCGAACGCCACGCCGCUAGCUCUUGCCGACAUCAUCCGCAAGACGGCGGUAGUCCCGCUCGAGAAGCUGCCCGAUGACGUCACGCGCGCCAAGGAGGAGGAGCUGCAGGCGCAUCUCAGCGCAGCGGCAGCGGCGAGCAGCAGCGGGCGGGGCCGCGGUCGAGGGGGCCGCGGGGGCCGGGGCUCCCGCGGCGCGCGGGGGGCGCGGAAGUCGGCGGGGCCCGCCCCCGACCCAGACGACGCGCUGGCCAAGCUCGUCGGCGUUAAAAUUAAAGACCUGAAAGCUGACGGUACAUUACGACCUAAUCAAAUCGAACGUGAGAAGAAGCGUCAGGAGAGAGAAGCGAAGCAAGCGGAGAAAGAAGCGCGGCGGCUGGAGCGUCUGCAGAAGAAAGAAGAGAAGGAGAAGCUCAAGGAGCAGAAGGCCAAGGAGCGCGAGGAGAAGCGGCAGGCGCGGUUGGCGUUACAGGAGAGCAAGCGCAUCAAGAAAGAGAAGUCCGAGUUCGGCAUGGGCGGCGGGUUCAACAUCCCGGUUCGCGGGCCCUACCCUGCGCCGCUCCCGCACCAGCCGCCGCUCCCGCACCAACCGCACCAUCGCUUCCCCGACGCGCCGCGGCUGCAGGUUCGCGCGGAGUUGCGAGGCGUGUUGACCGGCGAGGACAGACGCGACGGGCCACCACAAGGAUUACGAGAAGGGACGUUGUCAGUGGCGGGGUCGCCGCAGCCGUUUAAGCCGGUGGCGGAGGAGCCCAGCAUCAUCACGCGUAUGCCGCACAUGAUCAACCAGCAGUACAGAGGCCACAUGCUAUACCCCCCGGGCGGCAACUCGCCAUAUGGCCCGCGGGGUCCACAGAACCACCCUAUGUACCCGCUCCACCAUUUAGGCCUCAACCACCCGAGCCCAGGCCCGCCUCGAAGCCAAUACCCUCAGGGCUACUACCCGCCACAUAUGCGGGCCGCGCCGCCCGGCUACAGGCUACCAGACUACCGCCACCAGCUACACCCGGCCUACCGUCCGCGCACGCCGCCUGGCCCGUCUGGCCAACCCGGACCCGGCCCGUCUGGCCCGUCAGGCCCUCUGGGAUUAACGGCUCCGCCCGGUUCUUCGGGCCCGCUUGGUCUGACAGCUGCUCCUGGACCUUCGGGCCCGCCAGGCCCGUCUGGUCUGCCAGAGGGUGAGCCGCCGAUAAAGAUCAAGGCCGAAGUGAAGACGGAACCGGAGUACCGUUCGCCGGCCACGUCGCCGUCCCCGCGGCCGCCGUCGCCGCGUGACGAAGCACCGAGACACCCCAAGAUCAAACACACGGAGAACAAGGACCGGCGGCCGCGCUACCCGCUGGGCCCGUAUGCGCCGCACUACGGCCCCUACGGGCCCUACGCGCCCGACGCGCCGCGCCACCCCGGCCCGCACUAUAUGCCUGAAAGACCGCCGCCGUAUCUGCCGCCGCAUAUGCGCGCGCCGCUGCCUGGUCACGGACCGUCGCAAUCAAUGCAGAGGCCGGGUCAAGCGCGGGGCAGCCCUCCCUUCUCCCACCCCUCAUAUCCCCCCACUUCUGCGGGCUCGGGCAUGCCCCCCGGACAUCCUGGAUCCGGUCUGCCACCCAGACAUCCCGGAUCAAGCUUACCUCCCGGACAUCCCGGUUCAAACUUGCCACAAGGACACCCCGGCUCAAAUUUGCCACCCGGACACCCUGGUUCUGGCUUACCGCCCGGACAUCCCGGCUCCAGCCUGCCAUCUGGACAUCCUGGAUCGAGUCUGCCACCCGGACAUCCCGGCUCCAGACUACCACCCGGACAUCCUGGCUCUAGUCUGCCACCCGGACACCCCGGAUCAAAUCUGCCACCUGGACAUCCCGGAUCUAGUCUGCAGCCCGGUCAUCUUGGCUCCAGCCUCCCGCCCGGGCAUCCCGGUUCCAGCUUGCCACCCGGUCACCCUGGCUCAAGUUUGCCACCUGGACAUCCCGGCUCAAGUUUGCCACCUGGACAUCCCGGCUCAAGUCUGCCACCUGGACACCCCGGCCAUCCUGGGUCUGGACACCCACCUGGGCCUAGUCACCUUGGUCCUAGGCAAUCGCCGGGCCCGGGCCAUCCUCCGGGGCCAAGCCACCCUGGACAUCCGUUAGGCCCGAGACAAUCGCCAGGCCCAGGCAUACCCCCGGGAGCGGGACACCCCGGGAGGCCACUCGGGCCGACGCAAUCGCCAGGCCCCGGUCAUCCUGGUCAUCCACUUGGCCCGAGGCAAUCGCCGGGACCGGGUCAUCCGGGACAUCACCUUGGCCCAGCGCAGUCACCGGGCCCGAGCCAUCCGGGACAACCAGUUGCUCCCACGCAAUCACCGGGCCCGGGCCAUCCGGGACAUCUAUUGGGCCCGACGAAUUCCCCGGGACCAGGUCAUCCGGGGCAUCCACUCGGCCCGAGGCAAUCACCGGGCCCGGGCCUUCCCCCGGGACCGGGUCAAAUGGGACAUCCCCUAGGUCCGACGCAGUCGCCGGGCCCGGGUCAUCCUGGACAUCCACUCGGCCCAAUACGAUCGCCCGGCCCGGGUCUGCCCCUGGGAGCCGGUCACCCGGGACAUCCUCUUGGCCCCUCGCGAUCGCCGGGCCCGGGCUUACCUCCAGGAGCGGGUCAUCCGGGCCACCCGCUUCGCCCGCCGCAAUCGCCUGGUCCCGGUUUACCCCCAGGGCCGGGUCACCCCGGACUGCCCUUGGGGCCGCGACAGUCGCCCGGCCCGCACGCGUCGCCGGGGCUGCCCCCGAAGCCGAGCGUGGCGGGCCCUGCGCCGGGCCCGGGGCCCGCGGCGAGCCCGCCCAGCCGGCCCGAAAGCGGGUCUCCACCGGAGCCACGUGCCACACCGUCACCGCUUGAGCAAGGCAACGCAGCGGGCCUGCCCCCGCCGGGCCGGCCGCCGGUGUUCGCUCCGGCGGUGGCCCCCGCGGCCGGCGGCCCCCCGCGCGCUAUCAAGACGGAGCUGGACCCCGAGGGGCCCCCGCGCGCCGGGCCCCCCGCCGGGCCCCCGCGCGACGAGGGCAGCGUGUUCGGGGGCCUCGUCAGCUACUUCUCCAGCCAGCGAGAGGACGACGACCUCGACGCGUAACCGGGAGAAGUGAGUGUAACUGGCGACUGACCGCGUUUGAACGAUACGCUGUUUCUAUUUUCACAAAAACGGUUCACGUGUACCGGACUUUUCGACGUGUUAUGAUAUCGGUCCCCCAAAAUGACAUUUGGUCGGUGACCUUUAACCAAGAGCAAGAGAGCUCGUGAAAGCUUACCUCACAGAUAUUUGACAGUUCAAGUGAUCAGUGCCUCAGUUUUUAAACGAAACCUUUGCCACGUUGUCUUCCAACUCACUGGAGGAAAUCGUUUGCCCGAUUUCCGCAGCCGUGACACACGGAGUAUUGAAUUCAUUCGGUCAGCCGCCAGCCGUAACCUACUCCAAUCUAGUUGAAUAGAAAGGCAAACGACAAUUAUUUUUAUAGAAAUUGAUCUAUGUAUAUUAUAAAUGCUGUAAUGAAAUGUGCACAUAAUGAUAUUAUUUUAUGAAAUCGCAUAAUCACAUUUUAUAGAAAUUUUAAUUUAUAGUGACUGAAACCUGUUUGCCUUUUUGUAAAAUUGGAACGGAAAGUUUCGAGUCGUAGAGUAGUCCUCGCGACGAGGAUUAGGGGUGCAAUGUAUUAUUAGAUCGAUGCACGACAUCGAGAGCUAAAUAGGUCCUUGAGGUCGAACAACAUUUGAAAAUCCGUUGCCGGCGAAUACGAGCGUCAAUGUUGCUGCAGCCUAUUCAUAAUUAUAAGGGCACCUCCGGGCGAUGACGUUUCCGAGUCUGCCGUAGAUUGCCGUUUUUGACGUAAUCGUAUCGUAUCGUAAUCGCCGGGAAUGUUGCUCGUCCCCAAGGAGCUCCUCGUAUAAAGCUUCCGCUCUCUAGGCGUCGCGGCAGUGUCGCGUCGCUCGGGCGACUGUAAAUAACUCGCGAUAGAUGAAUUUUAUUUAUACGACAACGGCGCGCUAUCGCCGCCUGUAGGUGUACGCAAUGUAUUAUAGUAUGUGUAAAAGUUAGGGAUCCGACUAAUAAGAGUAAUAUUAUUAUGAGUCUUUUUGGUCUCGAAUAAACGAUGUAUUAUUAUUUUGGUUCUGUUAAGUGAGAUUUAUUUAUAUACAGAUGAUAAGUACUUACUGUAUACUCUAGAUACGAAUUUUAUUAAAGAGCGACGAUAUGAUUUCUUUUUGCAGAAUAAAUGUUUUCUUCUACA
Molecule: messenger RNA, 8459 nt
Organism: Ostrinia nubilalis (European corn borer)
Lineage: Eukaryota; Metazoa; Arthropoda; Insecta; Lepidoptera; Crambidae
Product: remodeling and spacing factor 1-like
Exons: 30
Coding region: 185-7306 (2373 amino acids)
Biological process (GO): negative regulation of DNA-templated transcription
Cellular component (GO): chromatin; RSF complex
Molecular function (GO): histone binding
Source: RefSeq, a predicted model, not a curated record